Molecule: messenger RNA, 1277 nt
Organism: Cucurbitaria berberidis CBS 394.84
Lineage: Eukaryota; Fungi; Ascomycota; Dothideomycetes; Pleosporales; Cucurbitariaceae
Product: DUF887-domain-containing protein
Exons: 2
Coding region: 54-1001 (315 amino acids)
Biological process (GO): lipid homeostasis
Cellular component (GO): membrane; endoplasmic reticulum
Source: RefSeq, a predicted model, not a curated record
GGCAUAUCUCUCCUUUCCUUCCAGUAUGUCACACGCUUCAUCGAACUGAUACUAUGACUCUAGUGGAUCCUAUCCCACCACCGUCUUUGCUCGUACAGCUCAGCGAACCACUAGCUGAAAAGUUGAGCUUGACGACCCUACCCUACCAUGUCCACGAGAUCCUUCUUGGCUUCCUUGGAUACCAUGUCAUCCUCCAUGUCCUCUCGCCCGCCAUUUCGCAACUCGUGUGCCCCAAGACGUACCGAGGCUUCAACAAGCGCACGCGACUCAACUGGGAUAUACACUGGGUGUCUAUGAUACAAGCCCUCUUCAUCAACACUGCCGCUUUGUGGGUUAUAUUCAAGGAUGGAGAGAGACAUGAUAUGGACUGGAGGGGCAGACUCUGGGGUUACACACCAGCGAGCGGUAUGGUCCAAGGCUUCGCUGCUGGAUACUUUCUGUGGGACCUCCAAGUAUCUGCGCAGUACAUCAGUAUAUCCGGUCUUAGUGCCUUGCUGCAUGCAAUUGGCGCAUUGGCAGUGACUUGUAUUGGCUUCAAGCCAUUCGGAAACUACUACGGCCUCUCCUUCGUAUUGUACGAGCUAUCGACGCCGUUUCUGAACAUCCACUGGUUCUGCGACAAGCUGGGCAUGACUGGCUCCACCCUCCAACUCUACAACGGCAUCGCUCUCCUGGUUACGUUCUUCGGGUGCCGCAUCGUAUGGGGCACAUAUCAGUCCAUCAUGAUCUACUCAGAUAUCUACAAGGGUCUUACAAUGCCUUCCGCGGGACUUGCGAGCUCGCCCUUGACUGAGGGAAAGUGUGAUGGCAAUCCAGGGGGUUCCGGCUACGAACUACCUGGAAACUGUGAGGUUGGCGACCUACCUGUGUGGUUAGUCUGCGUGUAUUUAGCUGGUAACACGGCAUUGAGUCUGCUGAACUUUUACUGGUUCACGCAGAUGGUUAAAGCUGUGAGGAAGAGAUUCGUACCGCGCGAAGAGCGUGUGAAAAAGGCCCAGUGACCGGGUCACAGCAGACAGUUUAACUAUCUGUAGGAGAAGAGUGUCAAGAUGAACUUGUCAUCGUUCCUUUCAUGGAAAACUGCAUCGUGAUAUUAUGCAUUCAAACAGCUUGUGUGCUAUGUAUUCGAGAGUUGAGUACCAUGUUUGCUACCAAAAGCGCCGGACAGCGUCUUCCAUGCCCAAUGCUAAGCCAAAUGCAAUAAGAGUAUUCAAGAUUCCCAGGUAUCAGGUGAUAUGCCCCUUUUUUCGCCGGUAGGCAAAUUAAUCGAAUUCGCU